UGUUCCGAAUGUACUCUUACGAUCAGAGUAUUCACAGAUGUUAAGAGUAUUAAUUGAUGAUCGGAAUAUCGUCUUAUGAUCACCUUUGAGAUUUCGAAUGUACUCUUACGAUCAGAGUAUUCUCAGAUGUUUAGAGUAUUAAUUGAUUAUCGGAAUAUCGUAUUAUGAUCACCUUUGAGAUUUCGAUAUUCUUCUGAUGAUUAAAGUAAAAAGUAUAUAAAUUACUCUUUUAUAUUGUGUUUGCCUACAUCCUAUAUUCUACGAUCAUCACAGGACACUCUCAAGAUCAGAUCCUUUGGUACUCAAAGUAUGCUCUCCCAUAUUAUUCUGCGACGAUCAGAGUAUUUUCUAAUGCUUAGAAUAUCUUGCAAUAAUAAUAGUAAAUAACUUCUUGAAAUUUAUUGUUCCUACAUUUCACUUUACAAUAUACGAAAUAACCUUAACCCCUCACCAAUACUCUUUCUAGAUGACCUACAAAAAUCAAAUUAGAUAAAAUUUUCUAAAUACUUUAAUUAUGAUGAGUCCCAAAGCUCAAGAUAAUCCCAAUGAACAAAUAAAUAAUAAAUUUAAUAAAAUUACAAAAGAAUUGCAGAAAAAACGGACAAUUGUGAAAAUAACAUCAAAAGAACAACAGACCAUAACCUUGAGGCAACAACAACAACAACAACGAAAACUAUAUAAUAAUAAUAAAAGUUUAAUGGUGAAACCAAUUAUAAACAAUAGCAACGAUAGUAACACUUCAAUAAAAGCGUCAAACAAAACAUGUAAUCUAAUCGGUAAAAUGAUAAACGACGUAAGCAAAACGACGAUCUCCGGCUUGAGCCAUCAGCAGCAGCAACAACAGCAACAGCAGAGUAAACAAAAUGAUAAAACGACAGCAGCAAUUAUAGAAACGACAACAAGUGCUCAAACGAAUACAUUGAACAAUUGCUGUGAAGGUGGAAAAAAUGAAAUUGUUGAUGAUUUUCAUAUUUAUAAUACCGAUAAUGAACAGCCGAGUUUAAACGAAGUUAACAGAGAGAGUUUAUCAUUAGUUAACGAAACACUAGCACUUGUUACUGUUCAAUCUAAAGAGCUGGUAGCGAGAGAAGAGGUUAAGGGAGAGAAUUUACUAGUAACGGUACAACAGCCAUUGUUAUUACAAAAUUUCAACAAAUGUCUGAGGCAUAAAAACAUAAUAAACAAACCAUUAGACGACAGUUAUCAAAGAACUGUAGAUCUAGACGCAUUUAAAGCUAGAGAAUACAAUUUUCAAUGUGAACUACUGGAAUAUAAAAAGUCAAGCGAUCAUCAACAAUUACAAAAGGAUUAUUAUACGACGAACGCAGAUGUAGUGGAGAAUUGUGGAGAAGAGCUGAAAUUUAAAAGUUUAUCAGAACGUAAAGCUCAAUUGAAAAAAGAAUUCUUUAAAGAUUUAAACACGCAAACAGUGAAAUUAAAAACGUUAAAUAACGAGCAAACUUUGAAUAAAAGAAUUUUGAAAAAACAGCAUAAUUUAAAAUUGAAAAUACCCAGGGACUGUAAUAGGCAAAAAGAGCCGUCAGUGGAUUUAAAACAAACCCCCUUAGUGGCCUUAAGAAAAUUGGAUUUACAAAAGAAACAACAACAGCAAACAUCCAAGGACUUAAAUAGUUUAAACAUUAACAAUUUUACGCAAAAAAUACAAUUUCCUAGAGUUAAAGAAUUAGCCAAGCGGUUCGAUUAUAAAGUCAAUAUGAUUUUGCCACAAACUAAAACGUCAACAGAGGCUAAAGCCCAUAACAAAUUAGAGGCCAUGGUAGAAAGACACAGUCCUCUAUCGGAUGAAGGCUGCAACAUAGGUCAUAGUCCUUAUUCAUCUGAUGAUGACAAUGAUUCCAUACGCACUACCAAUACGGCUAUAGAAAGAAUUCCAGCUACUAAGCAAAAGGAUAAGGUGGCCAGAUCUGCUAGUAGUGAUUCGGCUUUGGGUUUGGAGGUAGAUGAGCCCAUGGAUGUGUCAGAGGCUCCACAACCUAAUCAACAGAAAAGAAGAAUGACUUUAACUGUUACCGAUUUGCCUUUAAGACCGGCUCUGUUACCUUUAGCCGAACCCACUUUACUGCCCGACUCUCCCAUUAUCGAUACGCCUGUGCCCAGUGUUGGUCAAAAUUUAAACCAAAUACCUACAAAAGUAUUGCUAGAAGAAAGAGUAGUUGAAAUACCUGAAGUUCCCGGUUCAGGUUUUAGUUCCAGACGUGAAUCCUCGCAGUCCUGUUUCAGUGAUUAUCCUCCCGGUGAAAUGCAAGGUGUACGUUUCGUACGCACACCCUCUGUGGUGGUCUCCGACUAUUCAGAUGAUAUUACUUGCGGCAUAACCCUAGAGGAAAUCGAGUAUUUUCGUGCCCAACGUUUGCGGCGACGUCGUUCCUCUUUGGAAACCUCCGGCACCGAAAAAGAUGCGCUCGACAAUAACUCCGACAUCUCAGCCUCUUCCUCGUGCAGUAACCUCUACUACUGUGGCUCCACCAUAUCGGCCCUCGAUGGAGCCGAAUGUUUAGUUAAUGGUGUGCGUCAGCAAUUGGAACGUAAAACCUCAGACUGUUCGACCUGUUCGAUAAGCGGUGAUGAGGAUACUAAUUUCAGCAUACCCGAGCAGCCCGAAGAUUGUCAAGACAUCACCGAUAUGCUAGCCAAUCAGCAUUUGACCAGCAAACGUUCGAAAAAGCCCUCUGGUUGGCGUAAGAUACGCAAUAUAGUACAAUGGACUCCCUUCUUUCAAACGUACAAAAAGCAGCGCUAUCCCUGGGUUCAAUUGGCCGGUCAUCAGGGAAAUUUCAAGGCAGGACCCGAACAGGGUACAGUGUUGAAGAAAUUAUGUCCCAAGGAAGAGGAUUGUUUUCAUAUACUAAUGAAAGAUGUUUUAAGACCCUAUGUGCCGGAAUAUAAGGGUCAAGUUACCAGUGAAGAUGGGGAGUUGUAUCUCCAAUUGCAAGAUCUAUUAAGUGAUUUUUAUCAGCCCUGUGUUAUGGAUUGUAAAAUUGGCGUACGCACCUAUUUGGAGGAGGAGCUGUCAAAGGCUAAGGAGAAACCUAAACUGCGCAAAGAUAUGUAUGAGAAAAUGAUACAAAUUGAUCCGAAUUAUUUGAAGGCCCGUUACAUCCAGCGUUUACGUGCUAUACGCGCCACCCUCGAAUGUUCAGACUUCUUUCGCAGUCAUGAAGUUAUCGGCUCUUCUCUGCUCUUCGUACACGAUCGCAAGCAGGCCAAUGUCUGGUUAAUAGAUUUUGCCAAAACAGUUCUAUUGCCAGAAAACCAUUACAUUGAUCAUGCCAGCACCUGGAAGGUGGGCAAUCAUGAAGAUGGUUAUUUGAUUGGCAUCAAUAAUCUCAUAGAUAUAUUUAACGAAUUAGAAAUGGAAAUAAAUACCAUAACCGACUCAUCAACAGCAUCUUCCACUUCAUUAACACCCUCGACUGGAUCAUCGCCAGCCUCAUUAUCACCGAAAAGAAGAACAAGUGAAACGAAUUUGGCAGAGAAGGAACAGCAGGAAGAAAGGCAGGAGGAGGCCCAGGAGGAAAACAUUUUAGAGCAGCAGAAACCAGAACAAAUAGUUAAAGACGAACAUAAUGAGCCUUUGCAAGAGCAACAGGAAAUAUAAAAUAUUUUUAUAUUUUUUUUAUAUAUUUUAUUUACAAAAACUAUAUAUAUUUUUCUAAAUUAAAGCAAAAAUAUUAAAAUAAUAUUUAUAUAUUAAUAAGUUUAAAACAAACAAUUUCUAAGCACUUUAAAGACUGAAAUUUAGUAAUUUAUUAUUUUUCUUUUAGUUUUAUUAAUUUUUAAUAUUAUCUUUAUACUUUUAAAUAAUAUUAAUAAUUUGCUUAAUAUUUUUAAUUUUUUUAUUUUUAAUUUUUA
Messenger RNA from Lucilia cuprina (Australian sheep blowfly), 3873 nucleotides. RefSeq lists its product as uncharacterized. The transcript is spliced from 4 exons. Lineage: Eukaryota; Metazoa; Arthropoda; Insecta; Diptera; Calliphoridae. Gene Ontology annotation, biological process: inositol phosphate biosynthetic process. Gene Ontology annotation, cellular component: nucleus; cytoplasm. The record is from RefSeq and is a predicted model, not a curated record. Gene Ontology annotation, molecular function: inositol-1,4,5-trisphosphate 3-kinase activity; inositol tetrakisphosphate kinase activity. Bases 515 to 3619 code for a protein of 1034 amino acids.